AGUUGGCAGCAGUUGGCCAGGCUCAGGCUGGCCUGACUGACAGACAACAACAGUCCAAACCAAAACUUUACACCGAGGAGCUCCAGUGAGUUGGAAAAGAAGAAGAAGAAAGAAGUUUGGAUUAAUCUGAGGUGCUUUUUUGUUGGUGUUGGGAGGUCACCAUGAGAAGCAUGGACUUGUUCCUGCUGGCAUGUUGCUUCUGCAGCCUGAACACACUGGGAGGUGCGUCUGAUCCGGAGAAGGCUCUGAUGAAGCAGCUCUUUAUCAACUACAACCUUAAGGUGCGGCCGGCAUCCAGCCCUGAAGAGAGGAUCAGGGUCCGUGUGGGUAUGGUCCUCUCCUCCUUAGUUGGACUGAAUAUGAAAAAUGAAGAAAUGAGCACAACUGUUGUCAUGAAUCUGGAAUGGACAGAUCAUCGGUUGUCAUGGAAACCCAAGGAGAAUGAUGGGAUUGAGGUGAUGCGUAUUCCCUCCGCGAAGGUUUGGCUGCCUGACAUUGUCCUCAUCAAUAAUAAUGACGGGGUGUUUGAUGUGGCCCUGCAUGUCCAUGUCCAGGCUUAUAGUAAUGGCAGAGUAACCUGGACUCCUCCUGCACUCUACUGCAGCUCCUGUGGAGUUAAGGUAACGUAUUUCCCGUUUGAUUGGCAGAACUGCACCAUGCAGUUCCGCUCCUACACGUACGACGUGACAGAGAUCGAUGUGCAGUAUGCGCUGGACUCGAAAGGCAACGAGAUCAAGGAGAUCCAACUGGACGAGUCUUACACUGAGGGCGGCGAGUGGAUCAUCACACACAAGCCGUGCAGGAAGAACAUGAACGACGAUCACUACGAGGACAUGACCUUCUACCUCAUCAUCGAGAGGAAGCCCCUGUACUACGUCCUGAACGUCAUCCUCCCCUGCAUCCUCAUCACCAUCAUCGCCAUCUUUAACUUCUACCUGCCUCCUGACGCAGGAGAGAAGAUGGGUCUGUCGAUCAACGUGUUGCUCACCCUCACCGUGUUCCUGCUGCUGCUGGCUGAUAAGAUCCCAGAGACGUCACUGGGCGUCCCCAUCAUCGUCAACUACAUCAUGUUCACCAUGAUCCUGGUCACGUUCUCUGUCAUCCUCAGCGUGGUCGUCCUGAACCUGCACCACCGCUCGCCCAGCACCCACUGUAUGCCCAUGUGGGUCCGUAAGAUCUUCAUCCACAUGCUGCCUCCUUACCUGGGCAUGCUGCGGCCAAAAGUAGAGACCCCUCUGUCCCUGGAGAUCAUGCCCCGCCAGGAGAAAAAGAUAAUCACCAUCAGCAAGGUGGCUGAUGAAUACUUCAUCCGCAAGCCCGACUCCUCCAUCCUGUUCCCCAAGCCCAACAGGUAUCAGCCAGAGGGUAUGUGUACAGAUAUGAGAAAGUUCAUUGACGGCCCCAGUAGCUACCUCACGCUACCUGACGAGCUCAAGUCCGCCAUAGAGGCCAUCACAUACAUCGCUGAGGCCCUGCAGGCUGAGAAGGACUACGAAGCUCUGAGGGAGGACUGGCAGUACGUGGCCAUGGUGGUGGACCGCAUGUUCCUCUGGAUCUUUGUCGUCUUCACUACUGUGGGCACCUUGGCCAUCUUCGCCGAUGCCAGCUUUAACCACACACCCACCGACCCCUUCAAAGCCCCCUGAAGCAGCGGGACAUUUGGUCUUCUUGAGCUAUACCCAUCCUGAUUCACCACCAUUUACCAGAAGAAAUCACUGUAUUAAACUGCCAAAUGAUUCUCUGGGUGUAGUUCACCAUCAGCCAAAGAUUUAGAAACUCUUAUAUAUGUACGCCAGGCAAGAAACUUGUCCACCGCGCCUCACGUGUUUUCUGCUGUCAUCUGCCAUCAAGCAACCCCAAAUGACCUCAAGAUGUUCAUUAGACUAGACAGUGUCAAAUGUUGAAAUACAUCUUGACAAUAUUCAAUAUCGUCACAAACUAUAAUUUCUAAUACAACAAUGUCAUAUUUGUCCAUAUGGAAAGCAAAAACGGUUCAAGUUCUUGACCAUUAGCUGCACCACUGCUUCAAGACCAAAGUUGACAACACCAGUUUUGGACAUGAGGCAUUAACAGAAGGGCUUGUACCUUUAUUAAACCUACCCUUAAACUAUGUUAACACUACAAGCGACAAAAGCAACAAAACGGCCAGCAUGGCCAGCUACAUUGUCGCCAAGUCACCAUUGAAGUGUUGCUCAAGCGCUCGUUGACGUAGUUAUGCUAUUAGAUAGCACUGGGAAGUGGCUAUGGGCAUGUUUUUUAGACGGAACAGAAAAAAGUGAAACAGAAACAUACAGUAUGAUUGGUUGACACUUCAUCGCAUUCUGAAAAGUGAAGCCAAUGCUGAAGUGCCUUAAACUUGCAUUCUUUCUAACAGCCAGCAGGGGGCGACUCCUCUGGUUGCAAAAAGAAGUCUGAUUGUAUAGAAGUCUAUGAGA
This is a messenger RNA of Sebastes umbrosus (honeycomb rockfish), 2435 nucleotides long. RefSeq names its product cholinergic receptor, nicotinic, beta 1 (muscle) (gene chrnb1). Gene Ontology annotation, biological process: chemical synaptic transmission; signal transduction; nervous system process. The transcript has 11 exons. The record is from RefSeq and is a predicted model, not a curated record. Gene Ontology annotation, cellular component: postsynaptic membrane; neuron projection; synapse. Gene Ontology annotation, molecular function: transmembrane signaling receptor activity; acetylcholine-gated monoatomic cation-selective channel activity. The coding region runs from base 162 to 1646 and encodes 494 amino acids. Lineage: Eukaryota; Metazoa; Chordata; Actinopteri; Perciformes; Sebastidae.